Molecule: messenger RNA, 177 nt
Organism: Metarhizium robertsii ARSEF 23
Lineage: Eukaryota; Fungi; Ascomycota; Sordariomycetes; Hypocreales; Clavicipitaceae
Exons: 1
Coding region: 1-177 (58 amino acids)
Source: RefSeq, a predicted model, not a curated record
AUGCCAGACGGCCACACAGAUAGGAUACCAGGUCCUCAUCACGGGGGCAACUUUGAGCCCCCAACGCGGAAACGAAUCCAAGCCCACCACGCCGCAAGGCCAUCACUCACACGAGCCGUGUAUACCGACCGUGAGACACCGGACAUUAUGUCGCCAGUCAAGGCCAAACUUAACUAA